Molecule: messenger RNA, 5515 nt
Organism: Phascolarctos cinereus (koala)
Lineage: Eukaryota; Metazoa; Chordata; Mammalia; Diprotodontia; Phascolarctidae
Gene: TTC7A
Product: tetratricopeptide repeat domain 7A
Biological process (GO): protein localization to plasma membrane; phosphatidylinositol phosphate biosynthetic process
Cellular component (GO): plasma membrane
Molecular function (GO): protein binding
Source: RefSeq, a predicted model, not a curated record
UCGUCCCGGGGCCGCGCCGCGCCUGCCGCCGCCGCCGCAGCCCCGGCCGCCCCAGCCCUCCUCUCCGCCUCAAUCGUUUGCAUCGGGGCCCCAGCCCGGCCGUCGCCCUCGACCUGGUCUCCACUUCCCCACCGCUCCUCCGAUGACACCUUCCUCCGCUCGAAGAUGUCUUCGAAGGGCACACACAGCACCCACCUGAAGCUGGAGAGCGAGCUGGAGCGCUGCCGCGCCGAGGGCCAGUGGGAGCGGGUGCCCUCCCUCGUUUUUCAGCUGCAGAGCAUCCCCAGCACCGGCGGCUGGCGGGCCGGCAGCCGGAGCGUCUGCCUCACCAAGCAGGACGUCGAUGACUUUGGGAAGCUCCUCCUUGCAGAGGCCAUGCUGGAGCAGUGCUUGAAGGAGAAUGUUAGUGACCUAAGAGAUUCCAUCCCUUUGGUGGAGAAGAACCAGCCCAAAAUGUUUGAAGCCAAAAAGUAUCUGACUAGUAUCCUCAACAGAGGGAAAUUGUCGCCGCAGCAUAUGCGAGAGGCCAUGCUGAUCCUGGGAAAGCUGCAUUACGUGGAGGGGUACUACAGGGAUGCAGUCAGCAUGUAUGCCCGGGCUGGCAUUGACAACAUGUCUGUGGAGAACAGGCCUUUGUACCAUAUGCGGCUGGUGACCGAAGCGUUUGUGAUUAAAGGCCUAUCCCUGGAGCGCUUGCCCAACUCCAUUGCCUGCCGAGCCCGACUCAGUGAGAGGGAAGAAGAAGCCAUCUCCUGUUUUGAAAGGGCAUCUUGGAUCGCCCAGGUGUUUCUGCAAGAGCUGGAAAAGACCACAAAUAAUACCCAUCCAAGGAGCCUGAAAAGCAGCCCAGCUCUGCCUGAAUUUGAGCUGACAUACUUCCUGGAAGCAGCCCUGCAGAGCGCCUAUGUGGCCAGGUUACGGAAGGGGGACAUCGUGAAGGGCAUGAGUGAGCUGCGCGAAGUCCUGCGGAUUGUGGAGACUCGAGCCACCCAGAACUUCAAAGUGACGGCUGCGAAGCAGCUGGCGGGAAUACUCCUGCAUUCCCUGAGUGAGGACUGCUACUGGGGGCCCCUGUCACAUCCUCUGCCAGAGUUCAUGGGCAAAGAACAGAAUUCCUUCAUCACCCAGCCUCUCAGGAAGCCCGAUCUCUACGCUGGAGACAAUCUCUACUGCCCAAAAGACAACAUCGAGGAGGCUCUGCUGGUUCUUCUCAUCAGCGAGUCCAUGGCAACCCGGGAAGUGGUUCUGAGCCGUUCACCAGAACAGAAAGAAGACCGAACCAUCAGUCUCCGGGAUGCCUCCACAGUCUACGACCUUCUGAGUAUCACGUUGGGCAGAAGAGGGCAGUAUGUCAUGCUCUCUGAGUGCCUGGAACGAGCCAUCAAGUUUGCCUGUGAAGAAUUCCACCUCUGGUAUCAGCUCGCCCUCUCCAUGGUGGCUUGUGGGAAGUCGGCACACGCCGUGUCAGUGCUAAAGGAAUGCUCGAAGCUUCGUCCUGGUGAUCCCACCGUGCCCCUCUUGGCUGCAAAGGUUUGCAUCGGGUCCCUGCACUGGCUGGAGGAGGCAGAACAGUUUGCCAUGAUGGUCAUCAACCUACAGGACAAAGCCGGGGAGCUCCUCUCUAAAGGUUAUCUGGCACUGGGUCUCACCUACAGCCUCCAGGCAACAGAUGCAACACUGAAAUCCACACAAGAUGAAUUGAACAAGAAAGCCCUGGAGACACUGGAGAGAGCUGAGAGCCUGGCCCCCAAUGACCAUCAGAUCAUUCUCUAUGUCUCUCUGCAGCUGGCCAUUAUCAGACAGAUCUCUGAUGCCAUAGAGCAUCUGCAAGAAGCUCUGGAAGUACGCAGAGAUGAUGUCCACUCCCUACACCUACUGGCUCUCCUCUUUUCAGCCCAGAAGCACUACCAGCAUGCCCUGGACAUCAUCAACAUAGCAGUCACCGAGCACCCAGAAAACUUCAACGUGAUGUUCACCAAGGCAAAGCUAGAACGUGUCUAUAAAGGCCCGGACGAGGCUCUCGUGACCUGCAGAAACAUGCUGCAUGUGCAGUCUUUGCACAGUAUCUCUCUGCCCGGGGGCUCUGAAAAGGAUGGCAGUCUCACUGAGGUGCCAAUGCUGAAGAAGCAAGGUGGAAUGCAUUUGACCCUGCCUGAUAACUAUGAGGAGGAGUCAGGCUCUCACGCUGCUUCCUCCAUCGCAGCAUCCCGACUGGAGGAGGCCAUGUCUGAACUAACAAUGCACAACUCAGCCAUGAAGCAGGGACCCAUGCAGAUGUGGACCACCUUGGAAAGGAUCUGGCUCCAGGCGGCUGAACUUUUCAUGGAACAGCAUCACCUCAAAGAAGCAAACUUCUGCAUCCAAGAGGCAGCAAGCCUCUUCCCCACGUCCUAUUCUGUGCUCUACAUGCGGGGGAGACUGGAAGAGAUGAAAGGCAAUUUGGAGGAGUCAAAACAACUAUAUGAUGAAGCCUUGACCAUCAACCCUCACGGGCAGAAAAUCAUGCACAGCUUGGGUCUCAUGCUCAGCAGACUGGGUCGGCGGGACCUGGCCCAGAAGGUGCUGAGAGAUGCCAUCCAGAUCCAGAGCGCCAGUCAUGAGGCGUGGAAGUCCCUGGGCGAAGUCCUGCAGGCGCAGGGCAAUAAUGAAGCCGCCGUGGAGUGUUUCCUCACCGCCCUUGACCUGGAGGCCAGCAGUCCUGUGGUGCCCUUCACCGUCAUCCCCCGCGUGCUCUGAUUCUACCCAGGCACCAAGGGCUCCCUGCUAACGUAGCUGUACCCAUGAGAGCCCGCGCCCUGGCUGCAGACGGGCAAGGAGAAUAUAGCCUUCAGGAGCAUCACUCUUCCCUGUCUCCCCAUGUCUGCUGGGUGCUGCUCACUGAAAGCUAAGCUGGAAAUAUUUGCAUCCAAAACAAAUUUCUUGCACCUUUGUACUCCAAGGGAAAAGAUUAGUUUUAGCCUAACAUUUGUAGGGGAGAAAGGCCAAAGCCACCAUGUCUGUAUGGUUGGGGGUGAGGGCAAGGGAUGUCUGUAUUCAAAGUGUGUGCUGGGAAUGCAUGUCUGUGUAUUUGGUGGGUGUGUGCUGGGAGUGUGUAUGUAUUCUGUGUGCCUGUACCGAGUGUGUCCAUGUAUCUGUGUACAGAAGUCCUUGAUGCCAUCUUCCCCCUUCCUCACCCUCCCCCAGGAAUCCAUCCCAAACAGUGACGGUACAUUGAUUUCCAACUCAGUAGGAAAAGUGGGGUUUUUUUUAGUUCCAAAGCUUAGCUUUCUUCCCUUUUUAAAAUGGGAGAAGACCAAAGAUAUAUAUCCCAGAAGACCUCUUUGGUUGAAAGGGAAGAUGAUUUUUUUCUAUUUUUCCUGCCUCUGAGAGCCAGGUGGGCAUCUGGCUCCAUCAGACCUUAGGAGAUGCUAGUAUUCUUCAUCGUUGGCCCCUCACUUGCCCCAACCUGCUGCAAUGGGAGUCAGGAGCAGAAAAAGAAGAUAUUAGGAGGAGUGUUCAGACCUUUCAGUCCAUACAGGUUUGUUUAGGUUGGACUAUCUCAGAGGCAGUGAGCAUCAGAAGUAUUCUAUUUUCUAAAUGCUGGGUUUAAGUAAUUUUGUACUGUUUCCCCCCAUGUUUGUUUUGGGGUCCAAGAGGUGUUUACACUCUCUCCUUCUGCCAUGGGUGAGGGCCAAGGUAGAUGAUUUUUUUUCCCUAAUACUUUGUAAUAAAACUGGGCAUCUUUUCCAGGGCCAGAUCCCUGCCUUGUUGCCUCUAAAAUGAGUGCCCCUCAAUGAUUAGAAAAUGGGAAGAGAAUUAGAAAUUGGAGUCCUUUGGGACUUGGAACUACCCAGAUUUCCUUCUUCUGUCCCAUUUGGAUUACAGUAGAUGAGGUGAACAGUGUUUCAUUCUUCCUCCUAUUCCCAAGAGAUGUUCUUGGGUGGAAUCUUCAGCUGCACAAUCAUAUUUUAGAUAUUUGUUAUCCUUAAUAUUUGGUAUCAUAUAGGCACUUAACCCAAAGGCCCUACCAGAAAUACCAUUCAUCCCACCCCCUACUGCUAAGAUGGGAUGUCUUCUUCCUAGGAGCCUGAAUUGUGUCCCUUGCCCCCAAAAUCAGGGUUGUUAGACCUACAGAGAGAGGCUGAGCCCACUGCACAAAUCCCAUAGCAGGGUCAGGCCUUUAUCUAAGCUAAGGAUUAUAUCCCUAGGCAGGUCAGGAAAUAUGGAACACAAGGUUGGGGACCCCCAAGCAGAGGGAGUAGGGGUGUCCUACACAAGGAGCAGGGGAGAACUGGACCUUUUGAGAUGAUACCUUUCCCCUCCCCUCCCUCACCCACCUGUGGUCUGGCUCUAAGCACCAACCUACACCUGGCCCUGUCCCCCAUCCUGGGUCAUUUCUUUGGCUGAAGAUUUUUUCAGGCAACCUAAGCCCUGUCCUGUAGGGCCAGGCAUUUUCCCAUGUAUUCCUGAAUUAACCCAACAGCAUCCCCUGCCCGUGGCCAGUGUUGGUAUUGAUAGAAUCACUGCAGGUGCCUGAAAAGACCUAAGCUGCUCCCCACAAGAAGGGGGGCUCCCUAAACCGUGUCCCCAGAGUUAAGCUUUAUGAGCUUUCUCUCCAGGAGCAGUGCCUUAAUGUACACAGAGGAUUCCCUUGUUUAUCAUAAGCCAGGUAUUUAGGAGACUGGGAGGGGAAGAGUUUUUGGAGGUGAGUGGGGAGACAAUUAUUGGAUGUCUUCCCAGCCAGCUAAGCCAGCCCUGGGGUGAGGACAGCCCAAGACCUGCUGCAAUGCCAGCCAAGCCCUUGCGUCAGGUACUGCUAGCUAACUCCCCAAGAUAGGUUGUCAACAGGCUACCUCUGGCCCAAGGCUCUCCUCACCUUGAACACCACUGUUGAUUAGAGGCCACCCACCCACACACCCCACCAACCUCAGCAGCCAGCAAGACCCAGACUUCGCCUGAGUGAGAAUUUCACUAAAUUCACUUCCUGUAAGCACCAGGAGGGGAGGGAGAGGGAAUUUUUUUUUUUAAUCGGAGGUAUAGCUCCUCUCCUUUGUAAUGGAAACCAUAGGGAGCCUUGAGUUUUUCCAGCCCAGCUGUCCCUUUCCCACCUCCUCUUCCCCCCUCCCCCAAAGCACCAGGAGCAGAAAUGUUAUGGGAUGGGCCUCUCUAGGGGUACGGGUAAUCACUGAGCAAUAAACCCCAUCAGAGGCUCUGCCAUUUCCUGCCCAGGAGAUACUGGGACAGUUUUCAUACCCUGCUCCUGCCCAGAGGUAAGAGGCACAGAGACCUCUCAGGGACUUUCAGGUCGACCUUGGUUAAAAGCUCCCUGGUCCACUUCCCUAUAUACAGACAUGCAUAUGUACAUGUAUACAUAUAUGUGUGUAUAUAUAUAUAUAUAUGAGAUAGAGAUCUAUUUUUGUUCUUGGAAUUCUAUUGUUUAAAAAAAAAAAGGAAAAAAUGUACUACUGAUUUACCUUGGGUUUUCCAAAGAGAUGCUGAUAAUUGUAUGAUGGUAUUAAAUAGAAAAGCACCAAAA